Messenger RNA from Microthlaspi erraticum, 1695 nucleotides. NCBI's taxonomy places the organism in Eukaryota, Viridiplantae, Streptophyta, Magnoliopsida, Brassicales, Brassicaceae. The record is from the annotation of a GenBank genome assembly.
AUGGCGCCGGAAUCUACAGAGACGGAGCGAUGGUGCGUCGUUACCGGUGGGAGAGGAUUCGCGGCGAAGCAUCUUGUUGAGAUGCUCGUACGCUACGAGAUGUUCCACGUCCGCAUCGCCGAUUUAGCUCCGGCGAUUCAGCUUGAUCCUCAGGAGGAGAAUGGAGUUCUCGGCGAAGCGAUUAGAUCCGGUAGUGUUCAGUAUGUCUCCGCUGAUCUCCGCGAUAAUGCUCAAGUCGCCAAAGCUUUUCAGGGAGCAGAGGUGGUGUUUCACAUGGCAGCUCCAGAUUCUUCUAUCAACAAUUAUCAGCUUCAUUACUCGGUUAAUGUUCAAGGGACAAAAAAUGUUAUUGAUGCUUGUGUUAAUAAUGGAGUAAAGAGGCUUAUCUACACGAGCUCUCCUAGCGUUGUGUUUGAUGGUGUUCAUGGUAUUUUGAAUGGUAGUGAAUCAAUUGCUUAUCCAUCCAAGCACAAUGACUCGUAUUCAGCAACUAAAGCUGAAGGAGAAGCGUUGAUCAUGAAGGCGAAUGGAAGUAAUGGACUACUCACUUGUUGCAUACGUCCGAGUAGUAUUUUUGGUCCCGGUGAUAGAUUAUUGGUUCCUUCGCUUGUUGAUGCUGCGAGGGCUGGAAAAUCCAAGUUUAUUAUAGGCAAUGGGAAUAAUCUCUAUGAUUUCACUUACGUUGAAAAUGUUGCUCAUGCCCAUGUUUGUGCCGAGCGUGCUCUAGCUUCAGGAGGAGAUGUUUCUACAAAGGCUGCAGGCCAGGCAUAUUUCAUUACCAACAUGGAGCCAAUUAAAUUUUGGGAUUUUAUGUCACAGCUUCUUGAAGGACUUGGCUACGAGAGGCCAAGCAUAAAGAUCCCUGCGUUUGUCAUGAUGCCCAUUGCGUAUCUGGUUGAACUGAUAUAUAAUUUGUUGGGGCCAUAUGGGAUGAAAGUACCACAACUAACACCUUCAAGAGUUAGGCUGCUCUCAUGUAACAGAACUUUCGAUUCCACAAAGGCAAAGGAUCGGCUAGGCUAUGCUCCUGUUGUGCCGCUUCAGGAAGGUAUACGGAGGACGAUAGACUCAUUCUCUCACCUGACAGCUUCAAGUCAAUCCAAAAGAGAGGGCCCAUCCAAGGCUUAUAGGAUCCUUGGAGGCGGAAAGGUUGCUGAUACACUUCUCUGGAAGGAUCUGAAGAAGACUCUCAUUGCCAUAUUCAUUCUCAUUAGUAUUUAUUAUAACUUUAUUGCAACUGGGUCUACCAUCAUAACUGCUCUUUCGAAGGCUCUAUUCGUAUCAUCGGUAUUUUUGUUCGUCCAUGGCAUUCUACCAGAGAAAAUAUUUGGUUAUACAGUUGAAAAGAUUCCUGCAUCGCAGUUUCACCUCUCGGAAGACUUGUCACAUCACCUCUCAUUGUCAGUGAUCUCUUCAUGGAACACCACUGUUAAAGCUCUUAAAUCACUUUGCCGGGGGAAUGAUUGGAGCUUCUUUCUCAAGGUGGUCUUCGUUUUGUUAGUAUUGAGUUUCGCUGGAGCCAUAUCUCUUCACAGCAUAUUUGUUAUAGGACUUCCCCUUGCAUUCACUGCGUUUCUCCUGUACGAAAAGAAGGAACGAGAGAUCGACUCGGUAGUGCUGGGUUUAAAAUCUUUCGUAUGCGAGCAAAAAUCCGAUUUGUGUGAGAAAAUGUUCGGAAGCAAGAAAGAUGACUAA